Molecule: messenger RNA, 2544 nt
Organism: Solanum lycopersicum (tomato)
Lineage: Eukaryota; Viridiplantae; Streptophyta; Magnoliopsida; Solanales; Solanaceae
Product: transcription factor BIM1
Biological process (GO): DNA-templated transcription
Molecular function (GO): protein dimerization activity; DNA-binding transcription factor activity
Source: RefSeq, a predicted model, not a curated record
ACUAAAGCCUUUCAUAGAGAAAAGUAGAGAGAGAUUUCUCUGCUCUAUGAGACCCAUUUUCUGUUUUUCUUUUUCCUGGGUGUUUGAUGCAUAUUGAAGCAAUUGAGAAAACGGUAGAAUAUUUGUAUACAUAUUAUUAGUGAAUUCGGUUUAGACAAGACGACGAGGCCCUACCAGCAAUAUCUUUCGAAAAUCACUGUUUGGAUCACUUCCUUCUUACGUUUGGGGAACUGUGGGAGCUAUUUUUUUCAUUUCUUUCGGAAGAAUUCUCAUCUGAAUUAUGCAUUAUUCAUCGUUAAAUCUCAUCUAAACUGAAUUUACUUACAACAAUUGGAGGAAGUGAAUUGCCAUUAGAGGCGAAUAAUUUGAAGUUAGUUUUACAGAAGAUUUGCCAGUUGUUAAUGCGCCUCCAAUUUUCGUUGGAGGCGGAUCUGCACUUUAAAGAGAUUUGGAUACAGAAUUUUCCAGAUUUACGCAACGACUUAAUCAGCGAAAUUCGGUUGAAUUGUGUGUAAUUACUUGAUCUGGCGAAUACACAAUUCAAGUGUGUGGAUGGAGCUGCCUCAGCCCAGACCUUUUGGAACAGAAGGGAGGAAGACGACUCAUGACUUUCUUUCACUGUAUUCACCUGUUCAACAAGAUCCAAGACCUCCCCAAGCAGGUGGCUACCUGAAGACUCAUGACUUCUUGCAACCACUGGAGCAAGCAGAGAAGACAUUAAGGGAAGAAGAAACCAAUGUUGAAGUAGCAACUGUGGAGAAGCCUCCGCCACCAGUAGCUGCUACUCCUUCAGGGGAGCAUAUUCUUCCUGGUGGCAUAGGCACCUUCAGUAUUUCUUAUUUGCACCAAAGGAUACCAAAACCAGAGGCAAGCUUGUUCUCUGUAGCACAAGCAAGUAGUACCGACAGAAAUGAUGAAAAUUCAAACUGUAGUUCUUUCACAGGGAGUGGUUUCACACUGUGGGAUGAAUCUGCAGUCAAGAAGGGAAAGACAGGGAAGGAGAAUUCUGGGGGUGAUCGACACGUCCUAAGAGAAGGAGGUGUGAACACUGGAGGUGUUCAGCCAACGACAUCAUUAGAGUGGCAGUCACAAUCAUCUUCAAAUCAUAAGCACAACACUACGGCCUUAAGUUCGCUCUCAUCUGCUCAUCAAUCAUCGCCCCUUAAGAGCCAAAGUUUCUUGCAUAUGAUAACAUCAGCAAAGAGUGCACAAGAUGACGAUGAUGAUGAUGAAGAUUUUGUGAUUAAGAAAGAACCACAGUCGCACCUUAGAGGUAGUUUAUCUGUAAAGGUUGAUGGAAAAGGCAACGAUCAAAAGCCAAGCACCCCACGUUCAAAACAUUCAGCAACAGAGCAACGGAGAAGAAGCAAGAUCAAUGACAGAUUUCAGAUGUUGAGGGGAAUCAUCCCUAAUAGUGAUCAGAAAAGAGAUAAAGCGUCUUUCUUACUGGAGGUUAUUGAAUAUAUUCAUUUUCUACAAGAGAAAGUGCACAAGUAUGAGGAAUCAUACCAAGGCUGGGACAAUGAACCUCCGAAGUUGCCAUUGAGCAAGUGCCAUAGGACGACUCAUGGCGUUAGCAAUCUUCCUCAACGCAUUAUCAAUGCAUCCAGUGCUUCACUGACGUAUGCUGGAAAGUUUGAUGAGAGCAUAAUGGGGAUUUCUUCUGCUAAUCCUAUCAAUGUGCAAAAACUGGAACCAAACAUAAGCAGCACAGGUUUAAAAGAUAAAGGUCAGCAGCCUGGUUUAACAAAUAAGCCGACAACAGUUCCUAUGCACCCAAACACGUUUUCAUUUUCUGGGACUAGUAGCACGGCAGCGCUUUAUUCAUCAAAGCUGAUAGCUGAUACUGAUAAGUUGGAGUCAAAGUCUCAUUCUCAAUUUUCACUUAGCAGAUCGCAUAUGACUGAUUAUGCUAUUCCAAAUGCUAAUCCAGAAAGGCUGGAGCUGCCUAUAGAAAGUGGUACCAUCAGCAUCUCUAGUGCCUAUUCUCAAGGGCUAUUGAACACCUUGACACAAGCGCUGCAUAGUUCUGGAGUAGAUUUGACCCAAGCCAAUAUCUCUGUGCAAAUUGAUCUUGGAAAGAGAGCAAAUGGGAGAGUAAAUUCAUCAGCUUCCACUGUUAAGGGUGACAACGUUUCAACAAGCAAUCAACCAAUUCCAAAAUCUAGAGUUACAACCACAAGGGAGGAGCCUGAUCACGCCUUCAAAAGGCGGAAAACAAGCUAAUGCUAAUUUGAAACACUAGUGUUCUUUCUUCUUUUUUUUCCAUUGGUUAAAUUUAAUUGUUUUCCUCUUUCCCUUCCCCUUCUCAACCAAUAUCGAUGUCCACACCUGAUACAGAAAAUCUCCCAAAUGAGAGAUCACAAGCCACUGUAUAUGUAAUGAACUAGUACUACUACUAUUUUUCUGCCCCUUCAAAUUGUUGGGCUGCACAAAUUUACCUGACUAGAGUGUGAUAUUUUAUUACUUGGUAGUAAACUACUGUAUUAAUUUAUUACUAAGGCUUUCAAUGAUGAUGAUGAGACAGCUGCAUUGUCAAGUUAA